ACCCACCUAACUUCACGACUUUGCCACUCUCUCCACUCCUCCUUAAAACCCCAAUUUCAUGUUCUUCUCCCACUCUUCCCAUCUCUCCAAACCUCAACCUGCCAUUCCACUUCUGUCAAAUUAACCGCCUCUUUCUCACCUGGGUCUGCCAGCAAGGCCUCAAUGGCAGCUUCUACUCCCUCAACAGAGACAGAGACAGAGACCAAACCUUUCUCUGUCCUGUUUGUGUGUUUGGGCAACAUCUGCAGAAGCCCAGCUGCUGAAGGAGUCUUCACUGACUUGGUCAAGAAGAGGGGUUUGGAUUCCAAGUUCAAGAUUGACUCUGCUGGCACUAUUGAUUACCAUGAGGGAAAUCAAGCUGACCCAAGAAUGAGGGCGGCCUCUAAAAGGCGUGGGAUUGAGAUAACUUCUCUAUCCAGGCCGAUUAAGGCGGCUGAUUUUCGAGAUUUCGAUGUUAUUCUUGCAAUGGACAAGCAAAACCGAGCUGAUAUUUUGGAGGCGUUUAAUAGGUGGAAAUUUAGAGAACCACUACCUGAGGAUGCUUAUAAAAAGGUCAAGUUAAUGUGUUCUUAUUGUAAGAAACAUGAUGAAACUGAAGUGCCGGAUCCUUAUUAUGGUGGAGCUCAAGGUUUCGAGAAGGUUUUAGAUUUACUUGAAGAUGCAUGUGAGUCAUUGUUGGACAGUGUAUUGGCCGAGAACAAGCAUAUUUUGGAUUCCUAAUAAUACCUUCUCAGGAUUUGAUAACUGAAAUGUCCAUUGGUGCAUAAUGCUUGUUACUAUUGAUGUAACACAGCUAGCUUCUUGUUGGCAAUGUGAGGUAGUAUUUUGUUCUGUAUUUGAUCAA
Fragaria vesca subsp. vesca is the source of this 844-nucleotide messenger RNA. Its product is annotated as putative low molecular weight protein-tyrosine-phosphatase slr0328-like. Gene Ontology annotation, molecular function: protein tyrosine phosphatase activity. The transcript has 5 exons. The record is from RefSeq and is a predicted model, not a curated record. Gene Ontology annotation, biological process: protein dephosphorylation. NCBI's taxonomy places the organism in Eukaryota, Viridiplantae, Streptophyta, Magnoliopsida, Rosales, Rosaceae. Bases 163 to 720 code for a protein of 185 amino acids.